Hipposideros armiger (great roundleaf bat) is the source of this 7712-nucleotide messenger RNA. RefSeq names its product bromodomain adjacent to zinc finger domain 1A (gene BAZ1A). Gene Ontology annotation, cellular component: nuclear chromosome; CHRAC. Gene Ontology annotation, biological process: chromatin remodeling; regulation of DNA-templated transcription; regulation of heterochromatin formation. Gene Ontology annotation, molecular function: DNA binding; protein binding. The transcript is spliced from 26 exons. NCBI's taxonomy places the organism in Eukaryota, Metazoa, Chordata, Mammalia, Chiroptera, Hipposideridae. The record is from RefSeq and is a predicted model, not a curated record. Bases 2132 to 6922 code for a protein of 1596 amino acids.
UUUUCAAAGAGCUCAUAUAUGACUAAAGAUGUUAGCCAUUUGUCAUGCAAAUGAAAUGCCAUGUUCUUUGCUAUCUAUCAUUUUACUGUGGUGUUUUACUCUUUGAUUGUAUAGAAGUUGUGUAUUGAAAUACAGUCAUGUUGUUUAUUUAAAAAUCUGUUUAAAUAAAAUAAAAUCAACAUUACUAUUUUUUUAUUAUAAUUUCACCAAAAUUACUUUAACAGCUUAUCAAAUAGUGAGAUCUAAGAAAUAUAGAUACUAUAUAUUCAGAGAUAAUUUCAUCUGAUUUUAGCUUAAUAGUUAAGCUGGGAUUUUGAAUUGUAAGAGUGAUGCUUGAAUAGCAGUUGAAAAUUAUCCAUCCUCCUUGUCCCCCUUUAAGUCUACCUUUGUGGGCUCUUGAAAAAAGUUAAAAAACGAUAACUCUUGAGAUUUGCCUAGAUUACAUUAUCAGCUCCAAUGUACACAUGUACUUAUCUUGAAGAUACAAAAAUAACCCCAAUUUUUUCUGUAACUAUGAUCAUUUCGCAGUAUUGGUAAUUAGUUACAUCCUUUGUUAAUUGUUCUUCACUUACUGUCUUUUAGGCUCAUUCUUUCAUGUUAAUCUGCUAAUAAGCAACGUUGCUGUCAAGGGCAGUAGGGAAAAAAAGACCAUUUAAAACAAAGCUGGCAAACAUUUGGAGUUAUUUGUAGUUUCGAAAAUUCUUAAUUCAAAAGUCACAUGUAUUAUGUACAUUAAAAUUCGUUUCACAAAAGGAAAUUAUAGAUAUGGAAAAGUUGCUUUAGAGGAAAUUUCACUAAUAAAUCUAUUAUCUUUCAAAUUCGAAGUGAUUGAGUUAAAUAUUGAUCCUUCGCAAAAUAUUUUCAGCGGCAUAUUCUAGAUACAACUUUUUAAAGGUGUGUUUUUUAGUUUUAAGUAUGUAGGGGUCCAGUAGGCAUGAUGACAUUUUCUAACACACUUUUUUGGUCUUUUCCUCUACUAAAUCUUUGAAUUGCCCUCUCUAAGUAUUAAAAAGAACUGCUGUCAAGUAAGGUAUUUUCUUUUCAAGAUGGAUGUUUACACAAGCAAAUAUUGUUUUAGACAUGAGAAUUCUAAUUUUGAAGAAAAUAUCAAAAUAGUUUUUAUUUCUUAUUCCUUGUUUCUCUUCCUAUGUUUAAAAUACAAGUUAAAUCUUAAUUGGAAUCAUUUUCCCCUCGUGUAACCAAGCGAUGGUACCAGGCUUGAAGAUGAAGUCUUUACUUUGUUAGCCAUGUGUUUAUGAAACCCCAGCGCUUUUCCUAGAUCUUUUGGCUGAUAAUCUCAAACAUGGAGGAUGCUUCUGAUUCUUCACAAGGGGCUGCUCCAUUAAUUAAUAAUGUAGCUCUCCCAGGCUUUCCGCCGUCUCUUCCUGUAUCAGUGACAAGCUGUAAAAGUCAUCGAGUAGCCAAUAAAAAGGUAGAAGCGAGAAGUGAAAAGCUCCUCCCAACAGCUCUUCCUCCUUCUAAGCCGAAAGUAGAUCAGAAACUUCCCAGGAGCUCCGAGAGGCGGGGAAGUGGCGGUGGGACGCGAUCCCCCGCGCAGAGCCAGGCGGUGGCAGCUGGAGGAGCGGCGGCCGGUGGCGCGGCGGGGCCGGCGAGAAGCGACCCCCCGGGAGGACAGAGCCUCCCCUUGCUGCCUUUGCUAGUUGAGAAGGUGGAGAAGUGGCAGUAGGUGUGCUCGCAGGUGAGGGGCUCCGUGUGGUCGCUCGGGAGCCGGCCGGCAGGGAGGUGUAAGCGAGCGGGGGAACAAAGCAGAGGGGUGCCGGGGUCCGCCCGCAGCGAGCUCCCUUGCGGCGUCAGGCCGGCCGGCUCCGCGACGAGCACGUUGUGAGCCCCGCCGCGGCGGCGGCGGCGGCGGCGGCGGGCAGGGAGCCGGCGCUGGGGGAGGGGGCCGCCGCUCCCGCACCGCCCGCCCGCGGGGCGUCCAACCCCAUUGUGAGCCGGCAAACGGGCGUGCGGAGGUGGGGCGCGCUGGGAGUGCAGAGGCGGCGGCGGCGGCGGCGGCUCCGCUUGCUUAACACCCCGGCAGCGACCGGAGCGACCUCGGCUCUGGUGGCAGCCGCGGCGCGUCAGUCACACAAAAGGCAGUCGUCUUCCCCGGCGCGCGGACCGGCCCAUGCCGCCGCCGAGCGCUCCCCCACCUUACCGGCUUUCCUUUCCCUCCAAUUUUGAUAGGGAAGCGGGGCCGACGCGGGCGGCCGAGGGUCCGAGUGAGCCCGCGGGCGGACAGGAGAUGCCGCUGCUACACCGAAAGCCGUUUGUGAGACAGAAGCCGCCCGCUGACCUGCGGCCCGACGAGGAAGUUUUCUACUGUAAAGUCACCAACGAGAUCUUCCGCCACUACGAUGACUUUUUUGAACGAACCAUUCUGUGCAACAGUCUUGUGUGGAGUUGUGCUGUGACGGGUAGACCUGGACUGACCUAUCAGGAAGCACUUGAGUCAGAAAAAAAAGCAAGACAAAAUCUUCAGAGUUUUCCAGAACCACUAAUUAUUCCAGUGUUAUACUUGACCAGCCUUACCCAUCGUUCACGCUUAAAUGAAAUUUGUGAUGAUAUUUUUGCAUAUGUCAAGGAUCGAUAUUUUGUUGAAGAAACUGUGGAAGUCGUUAGGAACAAUGGUGCCAGGUUGCAGUGUAGGAUUUUGGAAGUCCUCCCUCCAUCACAUCAAAAUGGUUUUGCUAAUGGACAUGUCAGCAGUAUAGAUGGAGAAACUAUUAUUAUCAGUGAUAGUGAUGAUUCAGAAACACAGAAUAGUUCUUUUCAAAAUGGGAAGAAAAGAGAUGCAGUUGAUCCCUUAUUAUUCAAGUACAAGGUGCAGCCCACUAAGAAAGAAUUGUAUGAGUGUGCUAUUGUUAAAGCAACACAAAUCAGCCGGAGAAAACAGCUGUUUUCUCGUGAUAAACUAAAGCUUUUUCUGAAGCAACACUGUGAAUCACACGAUGGAGUCCUUAAAAUUAAGGGAUCAUCUCUGUCAACAUAUAAAAUAGCAGAACAAGAUUUUUCUUAUUUCUUCCCUGAUGAUCCACCCACCUUUAUCUUCAGUCCUGCUAACAGAAGAAGAGGGAGACCUCCCAAACGAGGAUCUGUUAGUCAGGAGGACAGCAUUGCUAAGAAACAGACUAUUGCAAGUUAUAGGAAUAAAGCCACGAAAGAAAGAGACAAAGUUUUGAAACAAGAAGAAAUGAAGUCACUGGCUUUUGAAAAGGCUAAAUUAAAAAGAGAAAAAGCAGAUGCCCUAGAAGCAAAGAAAAAAGAAAAGGAAGAUAAAGAGAAAAAGAAGGAAGAAUUGAAGAAAAUUGUUGAAGAAGAGAAACUAAAGAAGAAAGAAGAAAAAGAAAGGCUUAAAAUAGAAAGAGAAAAGGAAAGAGAGAAAUUACGUGAAGAAAAACGAAAAUAUAUGGAAUACUUAAAACAGUGGAAUAAACCAAGAGAAGAUAUGGAAUGUGAUGAUCUUAAGGAACUUCCAGAACCAACUCCAGUGAAAACUAGACUACCUCCUGAAAUCUUUGGUGAUGCUCUAAUGGUUUUGGAAUUCCUUAAUGCAUUUGGGGAACUUUUUGAUCUUCAAGAUGAAUUUCCUGAAGGAGUAACCCUAGAAGUGUUAGAGGAAGCUCUUGUAGGAAAUGACAGUGAAGGCCCACUAUGUGAAUUGCUUUUUUUCUUCCUGACUGCCAUCUUCCAGGCGAUAGCAGAAGAAGAAGAGGAAGUAGCCAAAGAGCAAAUAACUGAUGCUGACACCAAAGAUUUAACAGAGGCUUUGGAUGAAGAUGCAGACCCCACAAAAUCUGCACUGUCUGCAGUUGCAUCUUUGGCAGCUGCAUGGCCGCAGUUGCACCAGGGCUGCAGUUUGAAAAGCUUGGAUCUUGAUAGCUGCACUCUUUCUGAAAUCCUCAGACUACACAUCUUAGCUUCAGGUGCUGAUGUCACAUCAGCAAAUGCAAAGUACAGAUAUCAGAAACGAGGGGGAUUUGAUGCUACAGAUGAUGCCUGUAUGGAGCUUCGCUUAAGUAAUCCCAGUCUAGUGAAGAAACUGUCAAGCACUUCAGUGUAUGAUUUGACUCCAGGAGAAAAAAUGAAGAUACUUCAUGCUCUUUGUGGGAAACUACUGACCCUGGUUUCUACUAGGGAUUUUAUUGAAGAUUAUGUUGAUAUAUUACGACAGGCAAAACAGGAGUUCCGGGAAUUAAAAGCAGAACAACAUCGAAAAGAGAGGGAAGAAGCAGCUGCUAGAAUUCGUAAAAGGAAGGAAGAAAAACUUAAGGAACAAGAACAGAAAAUGAAAGAGAAACAAGAAAAACUGAAGGAAGACGAGCAAAGAAAUUUAGCCACAGAUAUAUCCAUUGGGGAGGAAGAAAGGGAAGAUUUUGAUACCAGCACUGAGAGCAAAGAAAUAGAGCAAAAGGAGCUAGAUCAAGAUACCGUCACCGAAGAUGAAGAUGACCCAGGAUCACAUAAAAGAGGCAGAAGGGGAAAAAGGAGACAAAAUGGAUUUAAAGAAUUUACAAGGCAAGAAGAGAUCAACUGUGUAACAAGAGAGUCUUUCACUGCUGAUGAGGAAGAAGCUUUCAAACAGGAACACCAACGAAAAGAGAAAGAACUCUUAGAAAAAAUCCAAAGUGCCAUAGCAUGUACCAAUAUCUUUCCCUUGGGCCGUGACCGCAUGUAUAGGCGAUACUGGAUUUUCCCUUCUAUUCCUGGAUUGUUUAUUGAAGAGGAUUAUUCUGGUCUCACUGAAGACAUGCUGUUGCCUAGACCUUCAUCAUUUCAGAAUAAUGUACAGUCUCAAAAUCCUCAGAUAUCUAUGAAAAUUGGGGAGUCUUUGAUGUCUGAAUCUACCUCCAACAUUGACCAAGGUCCAUGUGAUGAUUCUGUGCAGCUGCCAAAACCAGUGCAUAAGCCAAAUCGGUGGUGCUUUUACAGCUCUUGUGAACAGCUAGACCAGCUUAUCGAAGCUCUUAAUUCUAGAGGACAUAGAGAAAGUGCCUUAAAAGAAACUUUGUUGCAAGAGAAAAGCAGAAUAUGUGCACAGCUAGCCCAAUUUUCUGAAGAGAAAUUUCAUUUUUCAGACAAACUUCAAACUGAUAGCAAACCUACAUAUAGUCGGGGAAGAUCUUCCAAUGCAUAUGACACAUCUCAGAUGUCUGCAGAAAGGCAGCUUGAAUUGAGGCUGAGAGAUUUUCUUUUGGAUAUUGAAGACAGAAUCUACCAAGGAACAUUAGGCGCAAUCAAGGUUGCAGAUCGACACAUCUGGAGAUCAGCAUUAGAAAAUGGACGAUAUGAACUUUUAAGUGAAGAAAACAAGGAAAAUGGGAUAAUUAAAACUGUGAAUGAAAAUAUGGAAGAGGUGGAAAUUGAUGAGCAAGCAAAGGUCAUAAUAAAAGACAGACUUUUGGGCAUAAAAACAGAAACUCCAAGUACUGUCUCAACUAAUGCAAGUACACCGCAAUCAGUGAGCAAUGUGGUUCAUUAUCUGGCAAUGGCACUUUUUCAAAUAGAGCAGGGCAUUGAGCGGCGUUUUCUCAAAGCUCCACUUGAUGCCAGCGACAGUGGGCGUUCUUAUAAAACAGUCCUGGACCGUUGGAGAGAGUCUCUUCUUUCUUCUGCUAGUCUAUCCCAAGUCUUUCUUCAUCUCUCCACCUUGGAUCGUAGUGUGAUAUGGUCUAAAUCUAUACUGAAUGCUCGUUGUAAAAUCUGCCGAAAGAAGGGUGAUGCUGAAAACAUGGUACUUUGUGAUUGCUGUGAUCGGGGUCAUCAUACCUACUGUGUUCGACCAAAGCUCAAGACUGUGCCUGAAGGAGAUUGGUUUUGUCCAGAGUGUCGGCCAAAGCAGCGUUCUAGAAGACUCUCCUCUAGACAGAGACCAUCCUUGGAAAGUGAUGAAGAGAUGGAAGACAGUAUGGAAAGUGAGGAUGAUGAAGUUGAUGAUGAUGAUGAAGAGGGUCAAAGUGAGGAGGAAGAGUAUGAGAUAGAACAAGAUGAAGAUGACUCUCAAGAAGAAGAAGAAGUCAUCCCACCAAAACGAGGAAGACCACAAGUUAGAUUAUCAAUUAAAACAAGAGCAAGACUCAACUCUUCUUUCUCAAGUCGUGGCCAACGACAAGACUCUGGAAGAUAUACUUCAAGGAGUCAGCAGAGUACACCCAAAACAACUGUCUCUUCAAGAACUACUGGUAGAAGCCUAAGAAAGAUAAAAUCUGCUCCUCCUACAGAAACAAAAUCUUUAAGAAUUGCCAGUCGCUCUACUCGCCAGAGUCCUGGCCCACUGCAAGCAGAUGUGUUUGUGGAACUACUUAGUCCUCGUAGAAAAGGCAGAGGCAGGAAAAGUGCUAAUAAUACACCAGAAAAUAGUCCCAACCUCCCUAACUACAGAGUCAUUGCCACAAAGUCAAGUGAGCAGUCAAGAUCUCCAAAUGUUGCGUCAAAACUUUCUCUCCAAGAUAGUGAAUCCAAGAGAAGAGGCAGGAAAAGACAAUCUACAGAAUCAUCUCCUAUGACACUGAAUCGAAGGAGUUCAGGCCGACAGGGAGGAGUUCAUGAAUUGUCUGCUUUUGAACAACUUGUUGUAGAAUUGGUACGGCAUGAUGACAGCUGGCCUUUUUUGAAACUCGUUUCGAAAAUCCAGGUCCCAGACUAUUAUGACAUCAUCAAAAAGCCCAUUGCCUUAAAUAUAAUUCGUGAAAAAGUGAACAAAUGUGAAUAUAAAUUAGCAUCUGAAUUUAUUGAUGAUAUUGAGUUAAUGUUUUCGAACUGCUUUGAGUACAACCCUCGUAACACAAGUGAAGCAAAAGCUGGAACUAGGCUUCAAGCAUUUUUUCAUAUUCAAGCUCAGAAACUUGGACUGCACAUCACACCUGGGAAUGUGGAUCAAGUUAGCACACCGCCGGCUGCAAAAAAGUCACGAAUCUAAUUUUGUCCUUCUAAAGGACAUAUUUGAGGAAAACAAAUUGUUCAUGAAAAUGGAACAUUAAAUCAUGCUAUAAUGCAUACAUGUGUAUAAAGCAAUAACAACUGAUUGACCACUUUGAAAUGUGGCCUGCACUAGAGUCUCAAUUUUAAUAUUAAGCACUCAGGAGAAUGUAGGAAAGAUUUCCUUUGCUACAGUUUGUUCAGUAUCUAAUGAGUUUGAUAGAUGUAUUGGAUACAGUACUGGUUUACAGAGGCUUUUGUACAUUUUGAGAUCAUUCAUGUGUCCCAAUAUCUUGGAAAGUAUUUUUUCACCUAUGGUUUAUUUUGUCAUUGAUGAUUUUUCUUAGAAGUGUGGUAUUAAGGGAGAUUUAUCUGCACAGGUAAAUCUUCUGUCACAGGUUAGAAAAAGUGUGUAUGUCUAAGAAUUGUUUAAUGAGCACAUUCUUUCAACACUACACAUGAAUGAGUCCAAUGUUAUAUCCUUGAAGUGCUGUACCAGUGCUGGCUGGAGGUAUUAAGUCUGAGUUUAUUAACUAGAUAUUUAUUUAGCAUUCAAAGUAAUUUGUGAAUUUGUUUUGUAUUUAUAAAAUUUGUACCUGGAAAAUGUUCCUUAAUUUUUUUAAACAUUUUAUUGUGUUUUUGUUUUAUUUCUUUUAACUUCCUUAAUGAUCAGUCAAUAAAAGGUGUAACACGCCUUUUCCCUGACAGUUCUUCCAGUUUUACAGAACUGUAUUAUAAGUUUCUAUGUACAACUUUUUAAGUGUACAAAUAAAAUGAUACAUUUUUUUCAA